Molecule: messenger RNA, 6812 nt
Organism: Pectinophora gossypiella (pink bollworm)
Lineage: Eukaryota; Metazoa; Arthropoda; Insecta; Lepidoptera; Gelechiidae
Gene: ena
Product: protein enabled
Exons: 15
Coding region: 252-2291 (679 amino acids)
Molecular function (GO): SH3 domain binding
Source: RefSeq, a predicted model, not a curated record
GUGCGCGUACUCGGGCGCAUCGAUUGAUGAUCUAUAUAGAUCUUUUAUAUAUUUUUUUUAAAGUGCAGUGACAAGCGUCAAGAAUCCAUUGUGACAGUAAAGGUGCUAGGAACAAUGAAAAGUGCAUUUGUGCAGUGUUGCAUAAUAAUGGUUUGUCUAUGGUGUUAAGCGAAACAAAACUGUGAUAAACACAUUCCAACAAAGUGAUAACCCCAAAGUAUAAAGUGAAAUGACCAAAGUGUAAACUUAUCAUGCGUCGUCAACGUCUAACAGUCGAUCCAGACCUGGGUGACUUAGAAGAGAUGCUCGCGCACGUCCAAACACAGCUCGAAAACGAAAUCGACUUGGACAAAGAAAAGAUGCCUUCAUUAACGAGCGUAAUGGAGUCACCAAAGAUGGUUAAAAGAACUUCCUCUUUUAGUAAAUACGACACUCUGGAACUCCGUAGACCCGCUCCUCGGCCGCCAUUGCAUCGCAUCAACAGCGACAUUAACUCUGGAAGUCAUUCUUUGAAUGGCGAUUAUGGAUAUCAGAACGGGAAUUCAAAGUUGCGAAGUGCUCAGGACGAAAUGGGGUCACAGACGUCCUUCCAGUCCUUCAGGUCCGAACCGGCUAGACAUUCAGUCCUCAGUCUGCCGGACAAAAGGGUUGCUGGUUCUCUCAAUGGCAGAGGAAGGACCGCCACACUGCCUAGAGGCUACGGGUCCUCGAAGGAGAAGAACUGGGAGGAGUAUUGGGCGCACGAGCAGUCUAUAAGCAGCGCCCGCGCAUCCGUGAUGGUGUACGACGACGGCCUCAAGCGCUGGGUGCCGUCGGGCACCAGCUCGGGGCUGUCGAAAGUGCACAUCUACCAUCACACGCAGCACAACACCUUCCGAGUUGUCGGCAGGAAGCUGAACGACCAUGAGGUGGUGAUAAACUGCGGCAUAGUCCGCGGUCUCAAGUACAACCAGGCGACUCCCACGUUCCACCAAUGGCGGGACUCGAGACACGUCUACGGGCUCAAUUUCUCGUGUCGCGAGGACGCCGACAGCUUCGCGCGCGCCAUGAUGCAUACACUCGAGGUGCUAGCCAACAAGCCCGCAGGCAACGUGGCGCCGCCGCCGCCGCAACCGAACCCGCCCGCCGCGUACAACGGACACAACAACCAGCACUACGACGAGGAUAUGGGGUACAGAACGAUGACCCGUGAAGACGCGGCCAUGCUGCAACAACCACAGUACCAUGCCCCACAGAACCAUCAACACCAAUAUCACGCCCCACCCAGCCAGUACCAUGCGCCGCACCAUCAGCAGCAGGUCCCAACCCCGCCUGCGCCGCCGCCGCACGCGCACUCACACACGCAGCCUCAUGCCCACGCGGCUCAUACGCACGCGCCGCACACUACGCAUACAUUGCCGCAUCAGCCGCCGGCCGCUCCUACGCCGACACAUCAUCGUACUAACAGCGCCCCGAUGGCCCCCAACAUGUCGCUGUCGGCGCCGCCCGCGCCGCCUCCCGUGCCGCCGCACCAGAACCUGCCGCCGCCUAAUGGUCCUAUGGCUCCGCCUACACCGCCUGCCGCGCCUCAACCGCCACCGAUGCAGCAGUCCACCCCAGCAGCGCCCGCGGCGGGCGCUCCGCCCCCACCCCCGCCUCCGCCCGGGCCGGGCGCCGUGGCGUCCCCGCCGCCGCCGCCGCCGCCCCCCGCGCCCGCGCCGCCCGACCUGUCGGGGCUGGCGGCGCAGCUGCAGCAGGCCAGGCUGAAGAGGCAGGCCAAGCAGCAGCCGGCCACCCCGGGGCCGGGCUCGGAGGCGGCGUCGCCGCCGGGCGGCGCGGAGCACUCGGGCUCGUCGUCGUCGUCGGGCGGCUCGGCGCGCGGCACGCUGCACACCAUGAUGCACGAGAUGCAGCGCACGCUGGCCCGCCGCCGGGCGCACAUCGACAAGGCCGAGGAGUCGUGCGCGGAGUCCCCGCCGCCGGUGAAGUCGUGGGAGCGGGCGGCCACGCUGCCGCACCGGCUGCCGGCCGCAUGUAACGGCCAAACCAAUAAUACAAACAAUAACAACCAUACUCACGCGGAGUCGGGGGCGGCGGCGCCACAGUCCCCGCGCUCGGUGCGCAAGCGGUUCGGAUCCGCCUCCGAGGAGACCAUACUCAAGCAAGUGAACGGCGGCGGCGAGGGCGGCUGCGUGUCCGGUGCGGAGUGGGAGGCGUUCAAGCAGGACGUGCUGCGGGAGAUGCGCACGCAGCUGGCGCAGAUGAAGCGCGAGAUUCUGGACGCAAUGAAGGCAGAGUUCGCGCGCAGGUAAGGUCACCUAGCGUGCGAGUGUUACUAGUCACUGCGCACCCGAUCGGUGGACAUGGAUUUUGAUGCAAUACAAUAUACAACACCACAGGCAAUACAGUAUACAACAACAAGCAAUACAAUAAAAAAUACCAAACAUCAGAAAACACCUAUUGAAAGAAAGAAUCUGUUUAGUAUGUCCGUCAUUUAUGUCUGUAUGAUUCCUUCAAAUUAUUGUUAAAAUAUAGUAUGAUAAAUAUAAUUUUUAUCGCUGACUAAUAAUUAACUAUGUUGUCCUCUCUACCAGUUGCAGCCCUUACCGGGUCCAUGUUGAUACUAUAAUUCUUACUUCUGUAUUUUUAUAACAACACAUUUUGUACACGGUCACAGUAAAUAUUAAUAUUCAUAUUUCCUCAAUUAUACAGGAGGUCUAAACAGGUCACAAUGAAGCAAUUCAUCUAAAAAGCAAUAAAAGCUCGUAUAAAAGUAAGUGCGCAAUGGCAACAAAUUUCAAAUAGCAAUAUUUCUUUUUUAGGUGAAUUGCUACAAUAUGGCAUUUUUAGACCCCCCCCUAGCUACAAUUUGGAUUAUUGUAUAAUUCAGUUAUGUAUUAUUGGAACAAAAAUGUUUCUAAAAAUAAGUAUUAGAAAAAAUGAAAUUAAAUAAAAUACAACAGAUAUGGCGACAGAAAAAUGAGAUCGGCAGAAAAAUUGUUAUAAUUAUCGUAUCAAGUGUAUUACCGAAAAUAAGUAAGAACGUAAAAAUAAUAAAAUGAUAAUUCAAAAUACAUGUUCACCAUUAUCGGUCCAACAAUUUGUGAUCGAAACGAAAUGUAUUACAUAUUUUUAGGGUUGCCACCCUCGCGGUGUGGCUAUAUGAAAAUAAAAACCAACAACGACAAACACAGCAACACUUGCGAUUGUAUUCUCUAUGUUGCCAUGUGGAAUGUACGGUCUAGGAAACCAAUAUGGCGGAAAAAUGUGAUGUCGAAAUUUUUCCAAAUCUUUUUUAUAGGAAAAAGAUUGGUUACAUCUCGAUUGUCGGAGAAAAUGUUGCGAUUAUUAAUCGAUUUUGAUUGGGCGAGAAAAAAACUUAGACUUAGCACACGAAUAUCGAUGCAUAAAGCAAGUUGUGUUUUUUAAUUUUAUACUUAAAAAAUAUUUAUUCGGAUACGUAUUAUGGACGUAGUGUGUAAGGGUUCGACAUUUUAUAAUUGCGAUUUAUUUUUAACUAUUGGAAGUUAAAAAUGUACUUUGGAUAAGUCGGAAAAAAACAAGAAAAAAUUUUCAAAUAGUCUCAUCACUAAUUUAAGAGACACGCUCUUGUCGGUGUAGCAUUCUCCAUGCUACUUUUUUAGGGAAACAGGGCAGUGGUUUCCGUAUUGCCUUCCGCUCCGCAGUACUGUCUGACGCGGGUGGGAUGGCGUAUAGAAUAGUCUAUUUCAAAAUCGUACUAGGACUCCUGUCUUCCGCCUCUGAAUAGCACCGACAGUUACUGCUGCCCUGUCAGAUUCCAGGUUUACUAACAAGAAAUGAUGUUUAAAAUGUACAUAAAGCCAUUUUUAGAGUCCAAUACUAUGUCUUUUAUAACUCGAAGUGCUAAUAUCAAAAACAAAUAAUUUAACAAUCCAAUAGUAAAAAGAAAUCGCGGGAAUUUAAAAUAUAAUACGUGUAAUAUUCACCUAGAAUUAUUAUGUAACUAGUAUUACUCGAUAUUUAUUGUCGGUAACGCGUAUUUUGUACGCACCGAUAUACCUAGCUUAAGAUAUACUAUACAUAUAACUAAAAAAUAAUAAUGCGUAAUACAUAUAUAUGUUACAGUUUCACUAUUUCCUUUGCCGGGUGAAGAUUAAAAAUAUAAUUUAAUAAAAAAAUCUGGAUACCCAUUUCUUCCCUUUGAUGAAGUCUUCCAUAAAAAUAAGUUUAAAAUACAAAACCCUUCCUUUUCAGUCGGGUAGUAAUAUAUGAUAUCAAGGUAUCGUCUUUAAUCCGAUAUUUAAAAUAUUUAAAAUUAUACUGGGUGUCAGUGACAUCGUAACGUAAACUUUGAGGCAUGAUUCAGACAUUGAUUCUGUGUCGACAUCAAGUGGAAUUUUCCGUUGCAGAAGUAUGGAACUGAAAAUAAUUAAAAUAAACACUUAAGGUUUUCAUGACUUUUCCUACAGGAAAUUCCACUUUUAUCAACUCAGAAUCAUGGUUUGAAUCAUCCCCCUCAGUAUUCGUUACGAUGUCACUAACAACCUGUAUUAUACAGCCUCUAUGUGUCUCACUGCUGGGCACAGGCCUCCCCUCUUUAAGUCAACGUAAAGUACCAUUUCUUUAUCUGCCAUAGGUACGGUUUCAUUUUUCACACAAUAAGGUUCGUCAUCUCCAUCCUAGGACUUAUAUCAACAGUGGCUGCGAGUUGUUAUACCCACGUGUGAGUUUUUUUAUGUGUGUAUGUUUUAAAGUGUCAGUAUUUAAACUUAUAUCAAUAAAAAUAUGAUUGGUGGCGAUCAGUCUACAUCCGGGUAUCCAAUGCACUUUAGGUGCUAACCAUUUCAUAGGCCAAACUAGUGUUAAGGCUUUAUAGAUUGCAACCAGUAGACUUAGAACCUUGGCUUCUACACUUUGGUCGACUGUAGCUGUCUCUGAAAAAGCGUGGAAAUAUUUGAUCAUUGAUAUCCUCGUAUUUGAUACCCAGGUUUUUUCUGACAGAUUACGAAGUUACGACCAUAUUUUCAUUUAUCCCAAAGUAGUGUUGUCGCCAAGUUCAAGAUAAAUGUGAAGUAUUGAUAUUUACAACUGUAAAAUACGAAACUAUAAGAAAAGGUUCAAAAAAACAAAGUAGAUAGCAGUUGUUUUUCAGAGGCAGUACUCAAGACAAUAUUUUCAUCCGGCAAAGGAAUAAGCAUUAUACAAAAAUAUCAACUAUUAAAAAGUACACACAUGUAGCAGUACAGCGAAAAUUAUUUGGUAAAAAUUAGUUACACGAAUCAGGCUUUAAAUUCACGUCACAUUUUUUUAGUUGUUAAGGAAUAACGGACUGAUAUAUCAUUCCAAUAAAAAAAACACCCAAAAUGGGCCUAUCGAUUCGUACAAAAUGGGAAAACACCAUUUUUUUAAAGAACUUGGAAGUUUUACAUUUUCUACUUCUUUUUGUGUUAAAAUAAAAUCCUUUUUUGGGAUUUAGCUUAACGGCACUGACGUGAAACCUUUUGAUACCACAGAACACUGGUGCUUCAAAGAAAACUGGGUGCAUGUAAAAAUGAGCCAAGUCUUUCAAUUCCAAGGACGACUAGACAUAAGUACCAUAAUUGAACAUCAAAUUAUUGAUACAAGCUGAAAGCAUUCUAAAGUUAUACUGUAGCAUACCUAGUUCCUUGGAAUUUAUGAUUUUAUUUAUUGAAAGGCAUAUUUUUACAUGACCCUCGUAUUGUCGACUCCAAUAUUUUAUUUGAUGACUGAGUAUGCAUUUAUGAUAGUACGACAUAUAUCCAAUACGUGUUUGUAUGAUGGUAGAACACACGGUCGACUCUGUAGGGUUUACAUUUAAAAAUAAUUCAUACAUCCACUAGAAAAGUGAUUAACAUUUAGUGAUAUUUAUUAUAACUAUUAUUAUAUGUAAGAUAUAAAUGCUAGUAUUAAAAUAUAAUAUAAAAAUGAAAAACUAACCAAAUUUUAGUUGGAUUUACUAUUUUCCUUUAUUGCUAAUUUGUAUUGGUCUCAGUUUAUGUCAAAGAUUGUAUUUAUUAUACAUUAAAAAUGCCAUUUCUAAGAAAUUUUAUAGAGAAUUUUACUAUUUUAAGAGCUGUAAUAGAAUUAGAAAGUUAUUAAUCGUACUUUACAUCAAAACAUCUUAAUUGAAUAAUCAAAACUAAAAUUAAUCAAUUUUCUAAUUGUAUUAAAGUUGUCCAUUGGUUCUACGGCUUAGAUAAUUUUUGGUGUCUAAAUGAUUAUGCAUAAUUUUCAGAAAUUACUUUAAUAUGGUCACAAGUAAGACCUUAUUAAAGUGAUAGAACUUGGCUGUCGCACAUUUAUAGCUAGCUUAUAUUGUUUAGUUUUCUUUGUGAAUCUUAAAGAAAAUAUGCGUCCCUCUGCAGAGCACAGCUUUUCUAAAAUAAGGGGCUAUUAUCAAAGAAAAUGUUUAGGUAAAUCAUAUAGGCGCAUUAGACUUUUGAGUCUACUAAAUAUAUUAUUUGUAUGAUAAAAUUCAUAGGUAAUUUACUACUUUUGAUUGCAAAACGAAUGUGUAGUUUAUUUUAUUGCGAAUUGCAAUUUAUGUCUUACAAUGUUUAGUUAUACUUCUUUAUGUGAUUUCUUUAAAGUAUACUUACAGUAUUUCAUAUUUGAUGAAUGAUUAAUUGAUUAUUUUUGUGUAAUUAUUUCCGGGUGCGAUAACUGAAAUAUAUUUUAGUUCCGUUCGUAAUUUAUUUCAGAACUUGUGUAUUUAGUGAUAGCUUAGUAUAGGUUACCAUUGUGUUGUAUGUAUUACAGUUUUGUCCUAUUUUUUGCAGUCAGAUAUUGUAAAUAGACUUUCGUAACGAAUUAUAUUUUUUGUGAUCGUA